This is a messenger RNA of Gymnodraco acuticeps, 802 nucleotides long. Its product is annotated as zinc finger and BTB domain-containing protein 47-like. The coding region runs from base 116 to 802 and encodes 228 amino acids. NCBI's taxonomy places the organism in Eukaryota, Metazoa, Chordata, Actinopteri, Perciformes, Bathydraconidae. The transcript is spliced from 4 exons. The record is from RefSeq and is a predicted model, not a curated record.
GACAGAACAAAUAGAGAAGCAUUCGGUGAAGUAGACCGGAAUGUAGAAGGAUUGAGGAAUCUGUUUGGAUUGCAAGCAAAGAUUGGGCCACAAGCUAGAGUUUGAAGCACACAAAAUGAAGAGGAAACGUGGCAUUGCAAGUUUUUUGUCACCAAAGAGGAUAGAAAGUGAGGCUGAGCAACAGGGAAGUGACAAGGUAAAUGACCAGGGACAUGAGGAGGUGGAAGGAGAUGAAGAACAGCAACAGGAAAGUGUCAGUGAUGAGAUAGAAGGCAAAGAUGAACAGGGACAGGAGGAGGAAGGAGAACACAACAGAGAAGAAGAGACGGAAGAGGGAGAGCAUCACAUAGACAAGGUGCAAGAGGGAGAGAGCGAGAGACAACAAGACGGCAUGCAGAGCUCAGACAGUGAGGGGGAAAGGAAUAUUCCUAAGCCCUUGCAACCAACGGCCAGUCGAGUUGGUCCACAUGACAUAUCCAAGUCCAGGUGUGAGGAGCCAGCUCAGCCGACACGGGAGAGUUUCCCCAAGACCCUUCAGGGAGGAGCCAGAAGAAGCUUCAGAACGGACUGGUACAAAACUCAUUCAUGGCUUGAGUACUCACAGUCCAAUGAUUCAGCGUAUUGUUUCCCCUGUAGACAUUUCUCUUUACCUGAUGCCCCCAAGACCGUUUUCACCUCAAUUGACGGGUAUCGUAACUGGAAAAAGGCCACAAUGAAAGACAGUGGUUUCUGUUAUCAUGCCCGAUCUGAAAGCCAUGUAAAUACAAUGUUUGCAUGGGGAGAAAACAAGAAACUAAACUAA